This is a messenger RNA of Lactuca virosa, 944 nucleotides long. The record is from the annotation of a GenBank genome assembly. NCBI's taxonomy places the organism in Eukaryota, Viridiplantae, Streptophyta, Magnoliopsida, Asterales, Asteraceae.
AUGAAUCGACAGAUCUGGUGGCGACGCUUCAGAUCGUCUUUCGCCCAGAUCCUCUUCCAUCCAGAUUUGAAGCCGGUUUGUGGGAUACCACCGUCAGAAGCAAACCUAUCGCCUCUCGCCGCCCUUCGUCUUCUCCUCCGACUCAAUUAUUCCUCAGUAAAACCUAGCUCAGAGCAAACCCUCAUUUGUAGAUCUGUUUCCAUCACCAGAGAGGAAACAAAGAGCAUGAGUAGGGAAACAUCUACCACAUUCCAAGAACGCAGAAGCAAAGCAGGAUCAGUUGGCUGUACAACCUUUCCGUCGUUUGUUGAUUCAUCGAUUUUGUCUCUUAAGAUGGCAAAGGCGUUAUCUAAGAUGGUCUUAAAUGGGAUUGUAUCGUUCAAAUCUUCUCGUGCAACAGCAAUGGCUUCUGGAUCGUUGUACCAUUAUGGAAUGGGAUUCUCAACAACUGCACCCAAUGAUCCUGAUACACAUGAUGAUUUUAAGCCAACUAAUAAGCUUGAGAAUUCAGGAGUCACUCUGAAAGACAUCAUUGAACAGGAUGUGAAGAACAACCCUGUGAUGGUUUACAUGAAAGGUGAUCCUAAUCGCCCUCUUUGUGGAUUCAGCUCACUAGCAGUCAAAAUCUUGCAAGAAUACAGGGUUCCCAUAAGUUCCAGGAACAUAUUGGAAGAUUCUGAGCUUAAGAGUGCUGUAAAAGCUUUCAGCACUUGGCCGACGUUUCCUCAAAUAUUCAUCAAUGGAGAAUUCAUUGGAGGGUCGGAUAUUAUCCUUGACAUGCAUAAGAAGGGUGAACUGGAGGAAAAGCUAAAGGUAGCAGUUGCAUCAAAGCAGUGACCGGUCUUAAUAUAGGGUCCUUGUGUUCAAGUUGUUAGAUAUUUGUAUCAAAUAAAGUGUAAAGUAUUUUUUGGUUGUUUUUUAUAAAGCUGUUAUUUUAAUGUUUA